Molecule: messenger RNA, 3601 nt
Organism: Maniola jurtina (meadow brown)
Lineage: Eukaryota; Metazoa; Arthropoda; Insecta; Lepidoptera; Nymphalidae
Exons: 2
Coding region: 234-2078 (614 amino acids)
Source: RefSeq, a predicted model, not a curated record
UCAAUUUAUUCGAUUAAUCUUACAUAUGAUUUACAGGUGUUGGUGUUUUUGUUCAAUUGUCAAUAAAAAAUGGUGAAUUAAAUAAUGAAUUUGAAGGUAUUUUGUGAAUGAUUUCGUGAUCGGACCACGUCAAAAUGAAGUUCUAACCGUGGACACUGUCUUGGAUCCUACAUAUCAACGAUAAAAGCCAGAAUCGAUGCAAGUAAAUCCAUCUGUGAAACAAUUCGCUAACAAUGGCGUUUUCACUGCGAAAGAUGUUUUCAAACAUUACCUAUUUCAAAAAAUCCGAAAAUCCUGAACAUUCAAAGAUACGUCGAGACACAUACGUUGUAGACGAACCUUUUGUAAUCCAUUACGAAGCUACAGAACCCGAUUCAACUUCUAGACAAUGCACGAGUUUAAACCUUCCCGAUACCGUGAAAAAUUUCGCCGCCAAAAAAGGUUCUUUAUCGGAUACAGACUUGUUAAAGAGCACUGAAAAUCCUAUACGCAAGCGUAAGAGCAAAAAACUUAAAGUGAAUAUUGAAAAGGCAACAAGCCAUUCAAUGAAUACAUUAAGUUAUGAUAGCAAUGUUGAGAAUACCCCAAAACAUGUGCAUCUAGAGUGUAAAAGCUCAGAUGCCUUCAGCGAGAAGUUUAGAAGCUUGGAUUUCAAUAAAUCAUUUCAUUUGAUUGAUGCAAUGUCUGAUGAUCCUUCGUCAUCACCUUUUGAGGAAGAGUUUGAAAUUGAAUCGCUGUCGGGUCAUUCAGACUCUGAUAUAUCUGUACUUUCAAAUAAAUCAUCGAUUAAGAUGUGUAGGAAGAUAACGGAAAGUCAAUCUAGUGAUGACAAACAUAUCGCUCCAUCCGUUAGUAUCGAAUCAUUCUCGGACAUUGAACUUGACAAGAAUGAAGAAGAGAGAGUCAGAUUGCUUGUCGACUAUGAAACGAAGUUAGAAAAGUUGGAAUUAUUCAUGAAGAAAUUACUCAGCGAGUUCCAAUUCCACAUCGAGGUAUCCAAAGUUUUUAAUUCUCGGUCAGCUUGUAUUCCGGGCAAAGCGGAAAAUAUUCCACAAAUGCUGCACGAGUUUAUGUACAAUAGCACAAACAAACCGAGUCUAUCAGAUUCCUGGAAUGUUAUUUUGGAAAAGGAAGAUAACGUAACAAAAUAUAAAGUCAAGAAACAUUUGUUAUCCAUGAAACAGUUUAUCGAUGAAUUUGUGCGUUUGAAUUUGCAAAAUUCUGAAAACUCUGACGCAGACUCCAAACAGUCCCGGCCUGUCAAGAAAUGUAAACGGUAUGUACCGAAGCAUGUACGGAUAAGUCAUAAGAAGAAAAUGAAACAUUUCGACUUUCCAGAUCUUAGGGAAGCAAUGUUGAAUCUUUUCAAUGAAAACGUAACUCCACAUGAUUCAACCACUGAUAUAAGUUCAUCUGACGAAUCAGACAUGUCGAAAUGUACGUGUAAAUGUCACAGUACAUCCUCCGAGACCGAGUCGGAGUCCUCUCCGAGUACAAAUGAUCAAUCUACGUCAAUAACAUCUUCUAUCGGCAACUUUACUCUUGAUAUGUCAGAGUUAACAGCGUAUUCGGAAUCUCUCGAUCGAAUCGUGAGCUACAAUAGCUUCCAAGAUACCAGUUUAUACAACACAUUGCUUCAAAAGGCUGCAAUCGAACGUAUAUCAUUCUACGUUCAAGUUCAUAGCAUACAGUUGAAGUCUGAAGAAGUAAACCAAGACGGAGAUAUGAAGAGUACAUUGACAUUCCACUGUCCGUCGUGCAAAGAUGUUCAAACAGAAGAAAAUGGGUUAUUGAGACACAUUCUAAGUCCGUUGCAUUGUGAGAAGAUCCAUUUUCUGUAUAAAACUGCGUAUAUAAAGAAAUGUGUUGCAGCUGGUAAGGAAAUUCAGCCGAGUACGGUGUUGAACCCCAUGACAAUGUACAGAGAUGAUAAUAAGAUUGUUUGUUUUGGUGAUGCGUUGUAUGCUUGUACGUUGUGUUUCGAGAAUUUGAUUGUUGGGGAGUAUGUACUCAUGAAACAUUGUUGCGAACCUCAGCAUAUUGAGAGGAAGGAGAAAUUGGCUGAUAUAAUUGGUUAGUGAGACUCCUAUAGCACUAAUGAAUCAAUUUAUCUACCACUGCUGGGUACAAAUACUGAAAUUUUUUUGCUGGAGUUAGUUGUUUUUGAGAAUGUGAACUGCCAUACAGUCCUCAUCCAGCCACUUCCCACCAUCAUUUUAAAGUACACUAGCACAAACAAACCGAGUCCAUCAGAUUCCUGGAAUGUUAUUUUGGAAAAGGAAAAUAACGAAACAAAGUAUAAAGUCAAAAAACAUUUAUUAUCCAUGAAACAGUUUAUCGAUGAAUUUGUGCGUUUGAAUUUGCAAAAUUCUGAAAACUCUGAUGUAGAUUCCAAAACGUUGUUUUAGAAAGUGUGAACUACCAUACAGUCCUCAUCCAGCCACUUCCCACCAUCAUUUUAACGUACACUAGCACUAACAAACCGAGUCUAUCAGAUUCCUGGAAUGUUAUUUUGGAAAAGGAAAAUAACGAAACAAAAUAUAAGUCAAAAAACAUUUAUUAACUUUGAAACAGUUUAUUGAUGAAUUUGUGCGUUUGAAUUUGCAAAAUUCUGAAAACUCUGAUGUAGAUUCCAAAACGUUGUUUUUGAAAGUUUAAACUACACACACACACACACACUUUUCUAAAUCCCCUGGGAACUUUUCCCAGGAUAAAAAAUUGCCUAUGUGCUAAGUCAAAGUAUAAGCUAUCUACUUUUCAAACAGCCAAAUCUGUCCAGUAGUUCUUUAGUGAAAGAAUAACAAACAUACACACACACACACGAACACACACACACACACACACUCACACUUCUUAUCCAGCCACUUCCCUCCAUCAUUUUAAAGUCAUCUCAUUGGAUUUGCUGGUUCAAAUUCUCCUCCAUAACACAUCUGUACCAGCACCCAUUGGUUCACAGAAAGACAUCUACCCACUGCCAUGUCUACUAAAUAAUAUAAGGUUUGUGAUUUUAAUUACUUAAUUGCUAUCAAGUCAGUACUUAAAGGUGCUAUAAAAUCUUAUUUAUAAUUGCUUGAAGUAAAAUUAUGUUUAUCAAUACAAAUUUACUAUGAAUUUUUUGAAUGGUGAAGUCAUUAAUUUUUUUUUAACGUAAAAUAUAGCUUACACUAUUUUUAUAGUCUCACAAAAAUACUCAAUGGUUCAAAGAAUUAUAGUCAGAACGAAAACCAUAAUGUUCCCACUCGAAGCUUAUUCCCUUUUUUUUUUUUAAAUAUCUUGGGGGCAGGCAAAGAUCAAUGACUAUAGCUACAGCCUAUUAAAUCGUAGCCUUAAGCUUAAGAAGGAAAAGGUUGAGUUAUUUUCAAUUACAUAUUUUGCUAAUAUUAUGCUUAAUAUUUUUUUUUUAUUGUCAUUUUCUAGGGUUUUGUAUAUCUAGAGAAAAAAAGGUACUAUAAGGGUUCUGUGUCUGUUUGUCCGUCUGUCAAGAGCCAUCAAGGGUAUCAAAACCCAUAUAGAACUUCCCGUUGACCUAGAAUCAUGAAAGGCAGGCGGUAAUGCUCACAAGAAAAAAGAAAAUCCGAAAACAAAAAUUAUAGUGUUAUUU